UUUAAUUCUGCAAUUGCCAUAUUUUCUACGUCAUUUCACUUAUCUAAUAUGCCGAUCGCUCAAAAAUCUGAUCCAACAAUCAGCUGGUUCAACAACUGAUGCAUACACCGGUAAAAAUAAUGAUUUACCUCACAAUUCAGAUCACAAAAUUUGCAAGCGAUUUUUAUAA
Messenger RNA from Loa loa (African eye worm), 169 nucleotides. RefSeq lists its product as hypothetical. The transcript has a single exon. The annotation marks the transcript as partial. The record is from RefSeq and is a predicted model, not a curated record. Lineage: Eukaryota; Metazoa; Nematoda; Chromadorea; Rhabditida; Onchocercidae.